CCUGUGUGUGCAAUAUCCUACGCGUAAAGUCAUCAGUAGUAGCAGAGCAGUCAUCAUCGUCAAGCGUGUGUGAUAAGUGAACGCGACAGAAGCGGAAAGGACAUUUUCCGAAGCAUGUUCUGCUGAGAAAUUUGGAGUCUGUCGUGCGUGCGUGCGUGUGCUGCAAAUUCCUGCAGGAAUCGACGGGCGGACGAACGGACGGACGGCUUGUUUUUUUCUCUCCCGUUGUGCAAACGCGCGUGUGUGUAUUUCGUGUGCUGGGAUCAUCUAGCAGUGAAAAUCCGAUCUCCCGAAAAAGGCAGCCCUCUCGAUGGAAAAUUGAUGAAAACCUCAAGUGGUGGAAAAAUUAUAGUUUCGGGAGCCGGACCAGUUUCGCACACGGUGAUGGGGGUGUACCCCCUGACGGGAGAUGCAACCACCCCAACGUUACAUACCGUCAGUUUCUGAUUUAUACGGUACAGACGAAAUAGAAUUCCUACUGGACGAAAUACGGGAUCUAGAACCGGCCUGCUGUCAGCUGGAGGAUAUUCAAGAUUUCGAGAUAGCUGGCAGCAGAGCUGGUGAACUUUCAAUCUCUCUCGAAUCACCGUUGGGCACCUGCACAUCCUGGGACUCGCAUGCACAUUAUCGUCAAAGGAUAGGGAAUACACCGCUACCGUGGGGCGUUGCGCUACACUGCGACGCCUCACAUCUGACCAGUCCCACGGGCAUCGUGAGGAUACUGUUGGUGAUAUCAUCGGCAGCCUGUCUUGCUUGUGAAUGUUCGGCCGGUACCGUACAAGUGGGGCUAUUUUUACUGCCAUUGAUCGGUCGGUUAAGGUUGAUGGUCUUUUGCGCCCUAUUCUCGCUGUUAGUGACGUGUUUGAUGCUAUUUUUGGAUAUAUCGCAUAUAGCAUUAAUGUUUCCCUUCAACUGGGGAAAAUUGAAUGCAUGGAUGUACCUGACAAUCGGUUUAUUAUUUCUCGUUGGUUCAUCGUUGCUAAUACACAUGGUGUUUUUUGCUGAGGAAUUUAUGUGGGUGCCAAAGCAUACCAAGGACACAUUGUUCAUAUCAGCGAUUAUCGGUUACGUUUGCUCCAUCGAAGCAGUGGUCCUGGCGGCACUAACGAAAUGUCCCUCCCAGUAUCGCCACGUGAUCGACGACUACAGUGACAUGUGCUUGGAGGAGCGCGAACUUAGUCCUAUUUGUAGUAACGAGCUAACGAAUAUUGCAAACAACACUGCUACCGGUAAUAACAACAUUAACGCGACAGAGCUGUCGAAUCAUCGGAACUACAACAGCAAAACAGAAACGGGUGAUAUCGUGACACCAACGAGUAACCAGAAUUCUUAUAUACCAGUGAAACGUCCCGACCAAACGUAUAAUCAGCGUCCUACCUUAGGUAAUAUGCAGAAAUCGAAUCACCGCAACCGUCAGGGUUAUCACUACCAACCAAUUGCCUCAACCUCACGGCAAAGUCCCACGUUUGUCCUGGACGACGACGCCAUCCCGGGACCGUCGAACCGAUCGCUCGACUACUCCAGCGCGUGAUAAUUAGAGGUAUUGUUCUUUUUCCCUAUACAUCCUAGUUUUUGCUCGUCUAUAAUCAGCGAAGCACUGCGUGAGAAACAUAAGAAGCAAACAUAGAAGUAGAAGUUCUACCUACACUUUUUCACUGAGGUGCAUACGAAAGCCGAACAAAAGUUCAUAGGAUUAUAUAAAACCCGUAUUUAUUCGAUCUAUUUUCUCUACCGAACGGAACACAUAAUCGUCAGUACCUUUCGGAAGGCUACCGGUAACCUAACAGAACAGAAACAUCAAUGCAGUAGUGUGUAGGUCAUCACAUAUGAGGUUAGUUUAAGGACUUUUCAGUUUGGUUACGUUCUUUGGUUCCCUAGGUUUGCCAAACCGUUUAGACAUGCAGCGUUUCUCCACAAGGGAGUCAAACGAGUCAAUAGUCUAGGUUCGAUUUUUGUACAAAAAGUACUCUGAUGCAUUCACAAAGAAAAAUGGCUGAGGAAAUCAACUCAAGACGAGAAUAGGGCAACAAUAAAGGAUAUGAAUUAUAUUAAUUUAGCGCAACCAGAAGAUUUCGUACAGUAAUACAAUUGAGACAGUAAAAGUAAUAAUGGUAAGCAAAGUAAAUAGAGGAGAAACCGUUUUGGAUAACCAGUUAUUUCAAAUUAUGAGCCGAAGUAUGGAAGAUACUUAGAAGUGUAUAAUUUCGUAAAGCAUUUAUAUUACCUAGCAGAGCAAACUAGUGGACAGGUUUUUAAUAUGACAAGAGAUGAGAGAGUUGUAGAUAUCAUUACGAAUACGAACAAUUUUUGCUAUAAACGAGAUUCAUUAGCCACGCAGAAUAUACAAUAAAAACUACCACAGUUGGUAUUUGUGUGACAAGGAGACGCAACUUUACGAGGUUCCAAGAAGAAAUAGAACAAGUUUAAGCGUUGUGAAAUUUUUCUUAUCAGUUACCAGCUUUCUCAUUUGAAGUGUUUGAAUUUUUUAGGCCAUUAACAUAUCAUAUUAAUUUGGUUAAAAAAAUAGCGAUACUCUAAAUGAACAGAUCACAAUUUCUAUAUUUUCUCGCACAGUGGGCAAAAGUGGCGACCAUUUUACGUUAUCAUUUCUCGGCAGCAGCAAAACAGACUUGGCACGCGCUCAAAAUCACAUGACUGCAGUACCAUUUUGUGAAUAUUCUCGAAUAGGACAGCUAGCUUGAAAUAAGUAUGUACCUUCGGCAGUGCAGUUCUCUGUAAAUUCCGGAGCAACCUCUAUCGUAGCAUGUAGAAAAGUCAAUUUAAAAUUGUUCGAUGGCAGAGAUUUGUAUUUUCCAUCUCUGCACCAUCCAAUCAGAGCAACGUGUAUCCAUUAGAAGAGGCGAAACCUGCUUGAAUACUUCCCGACUAAACGACAUAACAUAACGCCACAUCCGUCCCAGUGCAACUAUUUUAUAGGAUUUUUCAGAUUUAGUUGAAACUUUCAUCUACAUCAUAAAAUCUCUCUGUAGAACGAGAGGAAAAGUGCGCAACUGAGUCAGUUUUUGGAGUAUUUAUCUUAUCUGCCGUCCAUAUAGUAAAAAAAAAAAACGUAAACCGAACAGAACCGACAUUAAUUGAGUACCGAAGACAGAGCUAGUAGGUCGAAUGAAGCUGAGAGAUCCGCCCACUAUUUUUCGACAACGUUAGAACAAUCCGUUAGGACGAGUCACGCACAACGAUCGGUUGGACAAUAAAGAAAUUUCCGUUUUCCGCGAUCGCGUUUGUAUUAUACACUUAAAUUUGCGUUGAUCACCGUUUCAGGCUUCAACAUCAUUAUCAUCAUCAUCGUCAUCAUCAUCAUCGUCGUCACCAUCAUCAUCAUCGUCAUCAUGAUACCAUUCGAAGACAAUAAAAUAUCGAUUGAAUUGGCAACACUGCGAUGCUUCACGGUGCCCACUGUGCCCUCUUAACCUUGUAGGAACAACAUUCAACUUUUUAUUUUCCCUUACUUUAUGUGGUGACAUGAUCACUUAGGUGAAUCGGCAUUUACUUCUCAUUUUCUACACUGAAAACCAUAUGGUAUUAAAGAAAGAUCCCUGUACUAACUAACGACAGUUUCUACCUAUAUUCAACCGGAGAGUAUUACUUUUACAUAACGGAAGCAAGUUUUUUGCCUAACUCUUACCUAACUUACUCGCCAUAGUUAACUAAGUUAAGUUUUCGUUACGACGAACGGACGACGGUUCCAGGUGAGUUUUAUCAUGGACAAAGUUUAUCAACUGUUGGAAUGCGGUGUUUCAAAAUUAGGCGAAACGAA
Messenger RNA from Ochlerotatus camptorhynchus, 3778 nucleotides. RefSeq lists its product as uncharacterized. The transcript has 8 exons. The record is from RefSeq and is a predicted model, not a curated record. Lineage: Eukaryota; Metazoa; Arthropoda; Insecta; Diptera; Culicidae. The coding region runs from base 410 to 1531 and encodes 373 amino acids.